Messenger RNA from Dermatophagoides farinae (American house dust mite), 774 nucleotides. RefSeq names its product BCAS2 pre-mRNA processing factor (gene BCAS2). Gene Ontology annotation, cellular component: catalytic step 2 spliceosome; precatalytic spliceosome; Prp19 complex. Gene Ontology annotation, biological process: mRNA processing. Lineage: Eukaryota; Metazoa; Arthropoda; Arachnida; Sarcoptiformes; Pyroglyphidae. The record is from RefSeq and is a predicted model, not a curated record.
AGAUUUUUAUUCAUUUGUCAACGACGUUGAAAUGUUUUGAAAAUUAAAUUAAAUUAAAUUAAAUUUUUAACAAAUAAAACAAACAAGAUGUAUUCGGAUCUUGUUGAUGCUUUACCUUAUAUUGAUAAUGAAUUUAAUAAUUCUGAAGUUCGUUUAGCGGUGGCUCAAAUGGUUGAAGAUGAAACAAAACGAUAUCGUCCAACAAAAAAUUAUUUGGAAUCAUUACCAAAUCUGCCGACAUUGGAUGUGAAUAAAUUUGAGACUGACAUUUUACGCAAAGAAUUCGAACGUUUAAACAAUGGCCAAUCGAUGGAACAAUUGAACAUGAAACGUUAUGAAUUACCAUCACCAUCAACCGGCAAAUUGAACGAUAUAUGGGCAUGGCAAGAAUGUUUGGAAAAUUCAUUUACACAACUUGAACAUCAAACUAUUCGAAUACAAAAUCUCGAACUAUUAACAGAAUAUGGAACCGAAACAUCGAAAAUGUACAAUUCAAUUAUGACACAAUUGUUGGCACGAUCAAAGGCUCACCUGGAAAAGAUUCGAAAACAAAUUCAGGAUAUAAAUCUAUUACGUAAAAAUAGCCAAACACAAGCUGGAGAGCAGAUUAAGAUUCUUGAAGAAAAUUGGGUUUCAUUGGUCGGUAAAAAUUAUGAAAUUGAACGAGCUUGUUUACAACUCGAAACGGACCUGAUUAAAUUACAACAACAGCAAAAGCAAAAUUUUCAACAAAAAGAAUAAUUGAUUGUAAUAUUACAAACAAAAUAAUCAUUG